CCAAAUACGUGAAGCGCAUCGCGAAUCAUGACAUGGCUUGGACAGAAGUGGUUGUGGUUUUCAGUUAAUUGAGGGUUUCUCUUUAUGUCGUCUUACACUUAUUGAGCAGACACGCUUCUAGUUUUUUAAGGACAGAACGCUGAAGUAAAGUCAACGCAAUUUUCUAGAGGAGUCCUGAUUUCCCGGCUGUAUCGUAGUACCCGAACACAUCUGAGGAAGAGAAGGCUGCUUAUUAGUUUGCUGGUUAGCCACUGCGCAAAGAUGCAAUUGGCUUUAAGUAAAACGUUUGGGCAGAAGCCAGUUAAAUUUCAGUUAGAACAAGAUGGGGACUUUUACAUGGUUGGGUCGGAGGUUGGAAACUAUCUGCGUAUGUUCAGAGGCUCUCUGUAUAAAAGAUAUCCAUCUUUAUGGAGGAGGCUGGCCUCGGUGGAGGAGAGGAAGAAAAUCGUAGCAUCGUCACAUGCCACUAGUGUUACUCUGCUGAAGGCAUCAGAAUGUGAAGAGAUCUUCGAGGGUAAUGACGAGAAAUACAAGGCGGUGUCCAUCAGUACAGAGCCCCCGGCUUACCUCAGGGAGCAGAAAGCAAAGAGGAGCAGUCAAUGGGUUCCCACGCUGCCCAACAGCUCUCACCAUCUAGAUGCAGUGCCUUGCUCCACCACCAUCAAUCGCAACCGAAUGGGCCGUGAUAAAAAGAGGACCUUCCCCCUGUGCUUUGAUGACCAUGACCCUGCAGUGAUCCAUGAGAACGCAGCCCAGGUCGAGGCGCUGGUUCCCAUUCGUCUAGACAUGGAGAUAGAUGGACAGAAACUGCGAGAUGCAUUCACGUGGAACAUGAAUGAGAAAUUGAUGACCCCAGAGAUGUUUGCAGAGAUUUUAUGUGAUGACCUGGACCUGAAUCCUCUGGCCUUUGUGCCCGCCAUUGCCUCAGCCAUUCGCCAGCAGAUUGAGUCCUACCCCACUGACGGCAUACUAGAAGAGCAGGCAGACCAGAGAGUCAUCAUCAAGCUGAAUAUCCAUGUGGGGAACAUCUCUCUGGUGGACCAGUUUGAGUGGGACAUGUCAGAGAGGGAGAACUCGCCGGAGUCGUUUGCCCUGAAGCUGUGCUCUGAGCUGGGUCUGGGCGGAGAGUUUGUCACCACUAUCGCCUACAGCAUCCGCGGUCAGCUGAGCUGGCACCAGAGGACCUAUGCCUUCAGUGAGAACCCACUCCCCACAGUAGAGAUUGCCAUCCGCAACACAGGUGAUGCAGACCAGUGGUGCCCCCUUCUGGAGACCCUCACAGAUGCUGAAAUGGAGAAGAAGAUCCGAGACCAAGACAGGAACACAAGGCGUAUGAGACGGCUGGCCAACACUGCUCCUUCCUGGUAGAGAGAGACAUGAGCUGCAUCAGAUGAUCCUCUGGAGACUGUUACUCUCUGUUACUCUGAAAUGAUCGAGUUUAUACAUGGUGUUACACACAAACACACACACACAGGCAUUUAUAAAGCAUCUGGACGUGCCUGUAAGCAUGAAUGCGCUCACAGACAUGUGGCCAGUCUCCAUAGGAACCUCGCUGACCGAACACAACACACACUUAUCCAGGCAUUCCUCUGCACACACAGUCUACCGUUAUCACGGUUCACUCUGCCUUCAGCACGUCAGUCAGCGUCUGACAGCAGUUCAGAUUGAACCCAGCAUCACUGUUAGCUAGAGUUUGUUUGAUUGAAGGAGGUCUGAUGUUACAAAAGUGACUGUUACACACAACAUGCAACAUUCACAGCACACCUGUCGAGUCAAAGCACCUGGCAUUACCUGGCACAUUGAAAAGGAAAAGAGAAGCGCAGGUGGAACUAAUAACUUUAACUGAGGCUCUGGGUCCCAGUACUGACUGACAGAGCUAAAUAGAAUGAAGUCAUUGGUAAUAUUAAUGGCACCUAUGCUUUUCCCACUAUGACAUGUCAAAGGCCCCAUGGCCACUUGUCGUUUCAAGUGAUUCAGAUUUAAGACCCUUUCAUUUACAUUUAGCCACAUUAAAAUGCCUGGUCUCAAAUUGAUGAUUUAGCAGCUGUUCUCACAAGAACAGAGGAGACAGAUCAUGGAUGUAUAAAGAACAUCGGAGUGUGGCUACUGCCACAGGCUGCUUACUGACAUGUUUCCACUAUUUGAAGAGUAAAGAUUACAUGUGUCUGUUAGACGGAUGCUUUUACAGAUGCACCUUUUAACAUCUGGCUAGAAUGUGUCUCAAUCUGUCUUAAAUGCUUCUUGGAUGUAUUAACACUGGCAGAUUGGAUAGCUCUCCAACUACCAAGACACAUGAAAUGACUCCGUGUAAAUGGGCUUAAAGUGUCUGUUAAGGGGGGGAAAAGCCUUGUAGUGCUGUUCCACUGAGGCAAGGUGUCCUGUUCAGCUGCAACAGAUACAUGACCUUUAUCUGUUUUUAUAAUUGAUUUAAUCGUCUUAGUCAUUUUUCAAGCAAGAAUAGUGAAAAAGUGUCAAACAUUUCUUGUUCCAGCUUCUCAAAUGAGAGGAUUUGCUGUUGGGAAUAUCUUUGGCUUUAGUCUGUUGUCACACAAAACAACACAUUUGAAGAUGUCACCAUGGGAAGUCGUGAUGGGCAUUUCUUCACAAUUUUUUUAUAUUUUAUAGACUAUACAAUUCAAACUGGCAUUGCACAUCAAACCUCUGUCGGUGGAUGAUAGCGCAGAUUACAUUACAUAAAGCCCCUUUGUGUAGAGAACAUUUCUGACUUUGGUGACUGAUUGUGGGAUGACCAAAAAAGAUCUGGUAUGAAUGAGAUCUCAUUCACACCAUCUCAUUGGGAAGCUGCAGUAAUGUCAUAAGAAAUCCUAUAUAUUGGGGCAUUAAUAAAUGUCAGUAAGCCACAUUAAAGUGUUUUGGCCAGAGAUGUCAGUGUUUUUACUUGACUGAAAUGAAACCAGUGUGCAUGUAUAAAAUCAAUCUACAGCAGUCCUUGGUAAUGUUUCUGCUGUCCAGACAGGUCUUCAGACAGUAGCAGUGGCUCAGAUCUGUCAAGUGUUUGCAGUCAGUUAGAGAGUUGGUUUGAUUUUAGCAAUUAGACUCUGCGUCCUGAUCUUGGUUGCCAGUUCCAAUCAGUUAUGUGCACCAGUGUUCAUCUGCAUGCUAAAACAUAGGUAGUUCAUACUGUACCAGUGCAUGAGGACUAAUUGUUCCCACUGUUUGUACUGUGCCUCACACAGAGUCAGUGUCAGCAGACCGCAGCCUCUGAUUUACUGUUAGCGGAGUGGGGGUGGGGGAUAAGCUGACAACAACCAAUGGUGUCUUUUUAAAGUGAUGAUUUUCAAUUUGAACAUACUCAUUGAGAAUGAUGUUAACAUAUGUACGGUUGCUUCUUGUUCUCUUCUUUUGUAAAAUUGCUUUACCUUUAUAGUGGACUCGUUUUUUAUAUGAAAACUAACAAUAAAGAAAACUUGUUGGAAACAUG
This is a messenger RNA of Micropterus salmoides (largemouth bass), 3442 nucleotides long. RefSeq names its product SWI/SNF-related matrix-associated actin-dependent regulator of chromatin subfamily B member 1-like. The transcript is spliced from 9 exons. NCBI's taxonomy places the organism in Eukaryota, Metazoa, Chordata, Actinopteri, Centrarchiformes, Centrarchidae. The record is from RefSeq and is a predicted model, not a curated record. Gene Ontology annotation, biological process: regulation of transcription by RNA polymerase II; chromatin remodeling. Gene Ontology annotation, cellular component: nuclear chromosome; nucleus. Gene Ontology annotation, molecular function: transcription coregulator activity. The coding region runs from base 262 to 1368 and encodes 368 amino acids.